AGGUCCUUCUGAAAGGAGAGAGGAGGCGUGGCCACAAAGGAGAGAUGGGAUUGGAUGACGUUAGCCUGAGGAGAGGAGAGACAUUUUGUAACGUCAAGACUCUGGCACUAUAGUCGACUUUACCUAAUACAGUACAACAUUUUGUAAUGUCAAGGCCAGAGGAACUCUUAGAUCAAAUAUAUUGAUAACUGAUCAAAUAUAUUGAUUUUGUCCACUAGGUAAUUAUUGAUAAUGCAUGAUCAUGAUUUGGCUGUAUCAGCUGACUUUAUUAGUAAAGACAAAGAGGUUGGUCAAAACGCAUUUUGGAUAUCUUUGAUGUAUUAUUCUAUUAACAAAUACAGUCUGGGUCUGAGGUAGGGUACGUUACUACCACAGAGCCCAUUCUGAGGUACGUUACUACCACAGAGCCCAUUCUGAGGUACGUUACUACCACAGAGCCCAUUCUGAGGUACGUUACUACCACAGAGCCCAUUCUGAGGUACGUUACUACCACAGAGCCCAUUCUGAGGUACGUUACUACCACAGAGCCCAUUCUGAGGUACGUUACUACCACAGAGCCCAUUCUGAGGUACGUUACUACCACAGAGCCCAUUCUGAGGUACGUUACUACCACAGAGCCCAUUCUGAGGUACGUUACUACCACAGAGCCCCUUCUGAGGUACGUUACUACCACAGAGCCCCUUCUGAGGUACGUUACUACCACAGAGCCCAGUCUGAGGUACGUUACUACCACAGAGCCCCUUCUGAGGUACGUUACUACCACAGAGCCCAUUCUGAGGUACGUUACUACCACAGAGCCCCUUCUGAGGUACGUUACUACCACAGAGCCCAUUCUGAGGUACGUUACUACCACAGAGCCCAGUCUGAGGUACGUUACUACCACAGAGCCCCUUCUGAGGUACGUUACUAACACAGAGCCCAUUCUGAGGUACGUUACUACCACAGAGCCCAUUCUGAGGUACGUUACUACCACAGAGCCCAUUCUGAGGUACGUUACUACCACAGAGCCCAUUCUGAGGUACGUUACUACCACAGAGCCCAUUCUGAGGUACGUUACUACCACAGAGCCCAUUCUGAGGUACGUUACUACCACAGAGCCCAUUCUGAGGUACGUUACUACCACAGAGCCCAUUCUGAGGUACGUUACUACCACAGAGCCCAUUCUGAGGUACGUUACUACCACAGAGCCCAUUCUGAGGUACGUUACUACCACAGAGCCCAUUCUGAGGUACGUUACUACCACAGAGCCCCUUCUGAGGUACGUUACUACCACAGAGCCCCUUCUGAUGUACGUUACUACCACAGAGCCCAGUCUGAGGUACGUUACUACCACAGAGCCCCUUCUGAGGUACGUUACUACCACAGAGCCCAUUCUGAGGUACGUUACUACCACAGAGCCCCUUCUGAGGUACGUUACUACCACAGAGCCCAUUCUGAGGUACGUUACUACCACAGAGCCCAGUCUGAGGUACGUUACUACCACAGAGCCCCUUCUGAGGUACGUUACUAACACAGAGCCCAUUCUGAGGUACGUUACUACCACAGAGCCCAUUCUGAGGUACGUUACUACCACAGAGCCCAUUCUGAGGUACGUUACUACCACAGAGCCCAUUCUGAGGUACGUUACUACCACAGAGCCCCUUCUGAGGUACGUUACUACCACAGAGCCCCUUCUGAGGUACGUUACUACCACAGAGCCCCUUCUGAGGUACGUUACUAACACAGAGCCCAUUCUGAGGUACGUUACUACCACAGAGCCCAUUCUGAGGUACGUUACUACCACAGAGCCCCUUCUGAGGUACGUUACUACCACAGAGCCCAUUCUGAGGUACGUUACUACCACAGAGCCCAUUCUGAGGUACGUUACUACCACAGAGCCCAUUCUGAGGUACGUUACUACCACAGAGCCCAUUCUGAGGUACGCUACUACCACAGAGCCCAUUCUGAGGUACGUUACUACCACAGAGCCCAUUCUGAGGUACGUUACUACCACAGAGCCCAUUCUGAGGUACGUUACUACCACAGAGCCCAUUCUGAGGUACGUUACUACCACAGAGCCCAUUCUGAGGUACGUUACUACCACAGAGCCCAUUCUGAGGUACGUUACUACCACAGAGCCCCUUCUGAGGUACGUUACUACCACAGAGCCCAUUCUGAGGUACGUUACUACCACAGAGCCCCUUCUGAGGUACGUUACUAACACAGAGCCCAUUCUGAGGUACGUUACUACCACAGAGCCCAUUCUGAGGUACGUUACUACCACAGAGCCCCUUCUGAGGUACGUUACUACCACAGAGCCCAGUCUGAGGUACGUUACUACCACAGAGCCCAUUCUGAGGUACAUUACUACCACAGAGCCCCUUCUGAGGUACGUUACUACCACAGAGCCCCUUCUGAGGUACGUUACUACCACAGAGGCCAUUUUAAUUGAUGACGGCCUCUCUUUUAAAUUUCAUGGGAUUUUAUUUUAGGAAUAAGGCCUGUUUUUCUUUUGAAGCCAGAAGGAGGCUAGUAUCAGCUACAUUUAUCCUUUACUAGACUAUGGGGAUAUUGUAUAUAUGAAUGCUUCCGCUCAGUGUUUGAGAUCAAUUGACACUCUUUACCAUGGCACUUUGAGAUUUAUUUUAAACUGCAAAACCCUUACGCACCACUGCACUUUGUAUACCAGGGUUGGCUGAUCUUCUCUAGUAACUCGUAGACUCAGUCACUGGUAUACUUUUAUUUACAAAGAUAUUUUGGGUUUACUACCUUUUUAUUUGGGCAUUUUUAUUGUUCAGAAAUGUGGUGGGUACUCUCUUCGUUCACUGGACUUUAUCCUGCUAACUGUUCCAAAUGUCCGAACUGAAUUUGGUAAAAGGGCUUUUAUGUCUUCUGCCCCAUCGUCUUGGAACACCUUACAAAAUACUUUUAAACUGGAAGAACUUGUCCCGAUCGGUGUUUUUAAAUCGCUGAUGAAGGAUUUUGAGGCUGAUUCCCUGAACUGUCAAUGUUUUUAAUUGUGUUAUUCUCUUGUGAAUUCUAUGGUUUUUACUAGAUUACUUGUAGUUCUUCAUGUUGUCUGUCUGUAAUUUUUGUAAUGACUUGGUGCUGCCUAUCUUGGCCAGGACGCUCUAGAAAAAUAGAUUUUAAAUCUCAAUGAGCCCUUCCUGGUUAAAUAAAGGUUAAAUAAAUAAAUCAAAUUCUGAGGUAUGUUAGUACCACAGAGCCCAAACACACAGUCCAGUUCAUAGUGAAUGAUGACAGGCCCUACUGCCUGUAAACACACAGUCCAGUUCAUAGUGAAUGAUGACAGGCCCUACUGCCUGUAA
Molecule: messenger RNA, 3308 nt
Organism: Oncorhynchus kisutch (coho salmon)
Lineage: Eukaryota; Metazoa; Chordata; Actinopteri; Salmoniformes; Salmonidae
Product: P-selectin glycoprotein ligand 1-like
Exons: 2
Coding region: 1287-2471 (394 amino acids)
Source: RefSeq, a predicted model, not a curated record